Molecule: messenger RNA, 1569 nt
Organism: Kalmanozyma brasiliensis GHG001
Lineage: Eukaryota; Fungi; Basidiomycota; Ustilaginomycetes; Ustilaginales
Product: Nucleic acid-binding, OB-fold
Exons: 3
Coding region: 1-1569 (522 amino acids)
Biological process (GO): DNA replication; nucleotide-excision repair; double-strand break repair via homologous recombination
Cellular component (GO): DNA replication factor A complex; chromosome, telomeric region; site of double-strand break
Source: RefSeq, a predicted model, not a curated record
AUGAAGAGCUCGUCUCUUCGUCAAAUCUCGGAUAACGACGCUGUCCAACUGUACGAUUGGGCGGAACGAAGCCUUGAUGCUGUGCUCAUAUGCACAUGCCGGCAAGUGCGGCGGAUGAAGGCCCUGUCGGAGCUAUCGAGCGCGAUUGGAGGUCAAACACUAUUUCUGCAUCAUCAAGUUCCCGGACUCGUCGCGAAAGUCUGCGGCAUGGUCGUAGGAGUGACGCCGAAGGAGGAUCAGGUCAGCUAUGAAGUGGACGACGGCACUUCUGUCUUGCGGAUCAUCGAGACGCGCAAAAGUCUGCGCCAGAACCGGUCACAUCCACUUCAGGCGGCUACGGGGACAGGCGCGACCUCGACCGCUUCUGGCGGUAUCCCCGAAUGCUACACCAUGCCGCCCCAGAGCAGGGCCUCAACGUCCGCCAGCCGAUUGGACUCUCAGACGGCCAACAGAUUUCUUGCGCCCAUGCUUCCGCGCUUCGAGGUCGGCGACAUUGUCAAGUGUACUGGCAAGAUUCAGAUUGAUCGUAGUGGCGACAGAUUUCUCUUCGCCCAUCGACUGCAACGAUGCGAGGACUUCAACGCGGAGUGUCAGCACCAGCUCGAUGCCAUCGAGAUCGAGAAACGCCUCUAUCGCCGGUCCUUCGAUUGGAACCGUCUUGCACUUGAAAAGGCAGUGCCUUCCCAUCAUCGUCCAGCUCCGCAUCGAACCGCUGCAAAUGUACCCGCGCGUCAGCUCAUAUCUGAUCUCUCGCAGGACGGCAAGGCUGUGUCUGCUCCUGCGAUCGAAUUUGAACCGGAGCAAGACGACUUUGCGAAGCGCCGCCUCUCGCCAGACAAAGCUCGCAGAUUACUUUUGGGCCAUGCCUCUUCUUCACAAUCCCAAUCAGAUUCGGCUCCAGCGCAGCAAAUUCCCUCUUCCCCCAGCAGCGAGCACUCCAGGCUGUCGCAUACAUCCGAGUCUGGCUCUCGACAGCUUCGUACACAUGGCAAAAUCCCCGAUCGACAAUUGACGGAGGCCUACUUUCAGCUCCAGCUUCAGCAGCACAUCAGCCAGCAGUAUCGCAGUCAAGCUUUCACCAUCUCGGAUCUCCAGUCUGACGCCGACCUGUCUGCACUCGCUCGACGCCUCGUCCGCAUUCGUCUGCAGCAUCGUCACACUUCUCGAUCUGGCGACAGUUCCAACGGCGUCUCACUCGGAACCACCGAACAACAAGCAGAGAAGGUCCGACGGCUAUUCGAAUGGGCUGUGCGAAAGAUGAUGCAGGACGGCUUCAUCGCUCUUGCCGAUAUCGGCGACCCGGGAGAUCGGCGAGCCUCCAAGAAAGGGGUGGCGAGCACCGCUGACUCGUACCGUCUUGUCACGCCAGAGUAUCUCCUGCGUCCGCUCCAAAAGUUGCUCGGUACUACCUUGUUUGUAUCGCCACAGGACGCUGCGUCGCAAGAUGUAGACGCCCUGGCAACCCGUCUGCGCAUCCUUGAUGAUCGCUUCCGCUUCGUCGAUCGUUCGCUUGUCCAGGAUAGCCUCGCUUUGUACUUUACACGCUAUGCACCCAUUGUAAUCGAUUGA